CGACAUGGGUUCCUCAGACGCAGGAGCGGAGCUUGGUUUCUUCUUGGUGCAGAAACAAAAUAGUGGAUGCCGUCGACGUUUUUCCUAAUAACUUAGUGACGGGGCACUCCACGAACUGUCAGCCUGUUAGUUGUACCACCACAGAUUGCUGCUUCUCUCUUAUUCCAGUACCUGUCGUUGAGGGUGAGUAUUUCACGUGUUCCUUCAGUCCCUUUCGUCGAGUCUGCCGUGAGGGUAGUGUAAGACGUCAUUGGACCUCUAAGCACGCCGGUGGACCAGGCUGCAAACGAGCAGCCAGUUCCGUUUCACGUAUUACUACGCCGGUGCAUGUUGAAGAAGAUGUAUAUUAUUCACAACGAAAAAGAGGGAGCGCAGCAGCUUCAGGAUCCUCCUAUUUUCACCAGGAAAUUUGCCGUAUUGCGAAAGCUAAACUGACUGUUGGACCAGAACAUUCAUCUACUGAGCCCGGAAUUUACCCGCAUACACCAUGAGCCCCCACGCCGAAUUCCCCACCAGCUCGUCUGAAAACCCAGUCCCCCAGAGGGCUUUCGGAGGGUUCGCACAACUUGAGGAAAGCGACUUUCCAGCAUUCGAAAACCGGUCCAACCUGCGUUACACCCCACAGGAUGAGCUGCAUGAUUUGAUAUGCGUAGGGUUUGGACCUGCAUCAUUGGCUAUUGGUGUUGCAAUCCACGAUGCGCUCGAAGGAUCGGAUCCUUCACUUGUAGAUAUCCCAGGGCUGGAAGGCCGAGCACCCAAGGUCGCCUUCCUGGAGAAGCAGGAAAGAUUCGCAUGGCACGCUGGCAUGCUCUUGCCUGGUGCAAAGAUGCAAAUCACAUUCAUGAAGGACAUGGCGACCAUGAGGAAUCCUCGCAGCGAGUUCACAUUCAUCAACUACCUGCACCAGAAGAACCGGUUGGUCGAGUUUGCCAACUUGAAUACCUUCCUUCCCGCACGUGUUGAAUACGAGGACUACAUGAAAUGGUGCGCCAGCUGGUUUGAGGAGGUCGUUUCGUACUCCCAGGAAGUUAUUGCAGUCAACCCUCAAAGGUCUAGCAGCGGCGACAUCUCAGUCUUUGAAGUCGUUUCGAAGAACCAUCUAACCAACGAGAUCGAGACAAGGAGAACGAGACAUGUCGUCAUCGCUGCAGGAGGGAGGCCAAACAUCACUGCACCUUUCCCGCAGAACCACCCGAAGGUCGUUCACUCCUCGAAGUUCUCCUACAUUUCAAAGCAGAUUCUCAAGGACCACCAAGCGCCCUACAAGGUUGCAGUCGUUGGAAACGGCCAGAGUGCUGCUGAGAUCUUCGACUUCCUGCACGCAAACUACCCUAACUCUCAGACACGGCUCUUGAUCAAGGGCGGAGCGCUGCGACCCAGCGACGACUCGCCUUUUGUCAACGAGAUAUUCAACCCAUCACGCACCGAAGUCACCUACAACCGCGAUCCCGUCCUUCGCGCCCAGACCCUCACCGAGGAUAAGGGCACGAAUUACGGUGUCGUGCGCAUCAACCUCUUGGAACACAUCUACGAGACGCUCUACCUUCAGCGGAUCAGGUACGGCAACUCGCGCGAGGCUGAGGAGCAAUGGCCGCACAACAUCCUGCCAUACCGCAGGGUCACAGCUGUCGAGGACAGCCCUGUGGUCCAGAACGGCAUCCGUCUGCACGUCCGCGAUCAGAGCCCGCUGUACUUCAGCGAGGUCCCUGGCGCAAGCGAGGAGAAGCAGACCCUCGACGUUGAUGCCGUAUUCGUCGCUACUGGGUAUCUGAGAAACUUGCACGAGACGUUGCUCAAGGACGCGAGACACCUCAUGCCUGGAGGUGAUCUGAAGGAUGCGAAGUGGACAGUCGGAAGAGACUACAAGGUCAACUUUGAGAACAAGGCAGUCAGCGGCGAUGCCGGCGUCUGGCUGCAAGGCUGCUGCGAGACAACCCACGGCUUGAGUGAUACCCUCCUUUCUGUUCUUGCCUGCCGUGGAGGAGAAAUGGCUAGGGCCAUCUUCGAGAAGGCACCUAAGUGGGAUAACUCAGAUGUGCUGGGAGGGUUCCAGGCUCCCAAGCUCUGAAUCACCACUCUGAAGACCACUGGAGUAAAGGCGUCUCUGGAACAGCGUUUCUUUCCUGGAUAGAAAUUUGUAUGCCGUUGCAGCUGGCAGCGUUUUUUAGCCAUCAUAUCCGCAAUUGCACAAUCUUCACCAGCUUUCGUGCUUGAGCCCUGGAGGCCCUGGCCCUCAUUCCUGUGAGCUGACAGCCAUGUAAGAACACGUCAUUGCUCUCGUAUCUUUCGCUGCCUGGAGGCUGCCAAUGAAAGCUCUCCAUUGCACGCAGAAUCAUCUCUUCACUCCUCGGAGACAGUCAAGGAUGGCGCAAACGUCGAAAUUGGACCCUCAUUUCGCAGCUGCGUCGCUCUUUCCCGCUAGAGGUGGACAGCAACCCAACUGGGAAGAACGGAUCGCAAAGCCACGCAACUGCCUUAGCCAAGCCCUGGCGAACGGCAGGAGCAGCCGGAGUAAGAUAGCA
Messenger RNA from Didymella exigua CBS 183.55, 2522 nucleotides. Its product is annotated as L-ornithine 5-monooxygenase (L-ornithine N(5)-oxygenase). Gene Ontology annotation, biological process: intracellular iron ion homeostasis. The transcript has 3 exons. NCBI's taxonomy places the organism in Eukaryota, Fungi, Ascomycota, Dothideomycetes, Pleosporales, Didymellaceae. The record is from RefSeq and is a predicted model, not a curated record. Bases 488 to 2068 code for a protein of 526 amino acids.